Acaromyces ingoldii is the source of this 2572-nucleotide messenger RNA. RefSeq names its product Adaptor protein complex beta subunit. NCBI's taxonomy places the organism in Eukaryota, Fungi, Basidiomycota, Exobasidiomycetes, Exobasidiales, Cryptobasidiaceae. Gene Ontology annotation, cellular component: membrane coat. Gene Ontology annotation, molecular function: clathrin binding. The record is from RefSeq and is a predicted model, not a curated record. Gene Ontology annotation, biological process: intracellular protein transport; vesicle-mediated transport. The transcript has 5 exons. The coding region runs from base 202 to 2466 and encodes 754 amino acids.
CUUGUCUCCAUCGCUCCACCCACUUCUGCCACACCACCCGAUUGCUUGUUUCAUUCUUCCCUUCGCAGCACACUUUUGCGGGGCAUCUGUGCUGGAUAUCAAAGUUGUUGUCAUCGCUACUCGCUCUCUCACUUUAACUUUUGACAAGUCCGGAGCUCCCAUCGCCAACAGCCACACUUGCAGCAGCAGAAGUGGACGACAAUGGCGGAAACCGGCAAGGAUGCCAAGCUCUUCCAGCGUGGCAAGGUCCAAGAGCUGCGAGCGGAGCUGAAUAGCGACAAGAAGGACAAGGGAUGGGUCCGAAAGAAAACGACGUUGAAAAAGGUCAUUGCCAACGCCACGAUGGGCAACGAUAUGAGCCCGCUCUUUGACGAUGUUGUGGCUUGCAUGAACAUCCAGGUCCUAGAGAUCAAGAAGAUGAUAUACCUCUACCUGAUCAACUAUGGACGAUCAAAGCCGGACAAGGUCGGCCACGCCAUUCCCGGCUUUCUGUCCGACUGCAACGAUCGCAACCCCCUCAUUCGUGCGCUGGCCAUUCGGACAAUGUCUUACAUCUCCGUCCCUUCGAUUCUCACCGCCCUCGUGGACCCACUCCGACACUCGCUCAAAGACUCAGACCCAUAUGUGCGCAAGACAGCGGCCAUCUGCGUCGCAAAGCUGUACAUGCAUGAUCGCAAGCUCGUCGACCGACAAGGCUUCAUCGGCAUGCUCCGCGACCUACUUGCAGACGGUAAUCCGACCGUCGUCGCAAACGCUGUUGCAGCCUUGACAGAGAUCUCCGAAAGGAGCGACAACAUCCAGCUCAAGCUAAACCUCACCAUCGCCAGCAAGCUUGUCAGUGCGCUACCGGACUGUUCAGAAUGGGGGCAGACAUACAUCUUGGAGGCACUCAUGUUCUUUGUCCCAAACGAUUAUGCCGACGCGGAGAUCUUAGCAGAACGCAUCGCCGUCCGACUGCAGCACUCUAACUCCGCCGUAGUGCUGACGGCGACAAAAGUCAUCUUGUAUUUGAUGAACUACAUUGCCUCGGCAGAAUUUAGAGAGAGCCUCUGCAAGAAGCUCAGCCCUCCUUUAGUGACGCUUCUCUCUUCGGGCCCGGAGGUACAGUACGUGGCGCUUCGAAAUAUCCUUCUCGUCAUUCAGAGAAGGCCCAUCGUGCUGCAGAAUGAGGUCAAGGUGUUCUUCUGCAAGUACAACGACCCGGUAUACGUCAAGAUGGCCAAGCUCGAGAUCAUGUACAGGCUGGCGAAUGACAGGAACGUCGAGCAAGUCCUGGCUGAAUUGCGCGAGUAUGCGACCGAGGUCGACGUCGACUUCGUCCGCAAGGCCGUGCGCUCCAUUGGGCGGCUGGCCAUCAAGAUUGAGUCUAUGGCGGAUAGAUGCAUCAGCACUCUCCUCUCGCUCAUCCAAACCAAGGUCAACUACGUUGUCCAAGAGGCCAUCGUUGUCAUCAAAGACAUCUUCCGAAAGUACCCCAACCGAUAUGAGUCGAUCAUCUCGACUCUGUGCGAAAAUCUCGACUCGCUCGACGAGCCAGAGGCAAAAGCGGCCAUGAUCUGGAUCAUUGGGCAGUAUGCUGACCGGAUCGAGAAUAGCGAUGAGCUGCUCGAGGACUUCCUCUUCAGUUUUCUUGAAGAGCCAGUCGAGGUGCAACUGGCACUACUCACCGCAACGGUCAAGCUCUUCCUCAAGCGACCGACGGUGGGAGGCGAACUGGUGCCGAAGGUGCUCAAGUGGGCUACCGAAGAAGUCGACAAUCCCGACUGCCGUGACCGAGGCUUCAUGUACUGGCGUCUUCUCUCAACAGAUCCGGCCGCCGCUCGAAACAUUGUCCUUGCCGAGAAGCCAUCAAUCAGCACUGAAACAGACAGGAUGGACCGACAGCUUCUCGACCAGCUCCUGCUCCAUGGUGCCACGCUCUCGUCGAUCUUCCAUCGGCAACCACAGACAUUUAUUCGAGGAUCCAAGGCAAGAUAUCUGCCUGACAGUAACGCUCUCGACGAAACAGCGAGGAGGUAUGCGAGCACACAUCUUUACAGCAAGCCGGUUGCGAAGAAUCCUUAUGCACCUUCGACUUCGGGUUCUGCCCCUGCUGCUGCGCCCAUUUCCUCCCUCACGAAGCCGUCGCUGCCAUCAGGCUCAUCAAAUGACGGCAAUGAAGAACCCAUCAGCACAACGACGUCCAUGGCGGGCGCUAUGGCGGCCAUCUCCAAUGUUGACGAGGCCAAUCAGGCCGACGAAGAGAGUACCGCAGUCACGAAUGGCUCCUCAGCAGCACCGCCAUCGCUUCCUUCUCGUGCACUGGCAGCCAACCCGGAAGCCACUGGUGUGCCAACAGACGCGGAUGCGAACGACCGCUCGGAUCCUUAUGCAAUGCUCGGUGACGACUUUGGUGGCAUGGACGACGACUAUGCAGUUGAUGCCCCCAAACCAAGAGCUGGCGGAAUCGACGACUUGCUAAGCUGAAUAACAUGAACGACCCACCCCGAUUGGACCAUUGAGAAACAUUGUAUGACUACCACACGCUACCGCUCUGAAAACCAUUCUUGCGUGUGUGGACGAUGAUAAAGUG